AUCUGGACCAUCCAUUUCCAGACCCAAAAAUCAAAGAUCAAUAUCAAACCCCAAUCCCUGCUUUGAAAACAGGAUAAAAUCAUCUGCUCUCGAAAACCCAAAUAGAUAGAUGCAUGUUUUGAUUUCCAUUACGAGCACAAAUCAAUCUUCUCUCUAUAAAAAGAAUCCUUAAAUCACCACGAUUUCUGAAACCAAACCUAUUGAGAUGGCUCUGUACAAGCUGAUUGUAACUUUGCUUAUCUCGCUUUGUCUGAUCCUGCCUUUGACUCAAGCCUCCAAAUUCGAGUACUGCGGUAACAAGGAUUAUGCCGUUAAAGUUAGCGGGGUGAAGAUAAGCCCGAAUCCGGUGAAGAAAGGGAAACCAGCCACCUUCAUCAUCUCUGCAACCACAAGUGAAACAAUUACUGGAGGGAAAUUGAGAGUUGAUGUUAAAUACUUUGGAUUCCCUGUGUAUGGAGAGUAUCAUAAUCUUUGUGAGGAGACAUCGUGCCCUGUGACUGGUGGCGACUUUGUGGUGUCUCAUUCCCAAGAGUUGCCUGGAUUCACACCAUCUGGUUCAUACUCUCUUACUAUGAAGAUGGUUGAUGGAGAAGGAGAUGAACUUACUUGCAUUUCCUUUGGUUUUCACAUUGGUUCUGCAUCAUCUGUUACUGAUAUUUAGGUGCCUUGGAGGGUUGCGUCUUGGUCCAAGCACCAUCAGUGUACAAAUAGCAUGUAAAAGAACCUUCAUUACUUGUACUUUUAGCUACCCAAAUAUACCAUGUGGUAUUGUUUAAUUUGCAAUUAAGCUCCAUUUUAUUGAGACAAUGUUCAAUGCUAGAGCUUCCUUAUUGAGAAUA
Molecule: messenger RNA, 839 nt
Organism: Populus nigra (black poplar)
Lineage: Eukaryota; Viridiplantae; Streptophyta; Magnoliopsida; Malpighiales; Salicaceae
Exons: 4
Coding region: 206-661 (151 amino acids)
Biological process (GO): intracellular sterol transport
Molecular function (GO): sterol binding
Source: RefSeq, a predicted model, not a curated record